Engraulis encrasicolus (European anchovy) is the source of this 2165-nucleotide messenger RNA. RefSeq names its product ubiquitin-like protein 7. The transcript has 11 exons. Gene Ontology annotation, molecular function: polyubiquitin modification-dependent protein binding. Bases 31 to 1272 code for a protein of 413 amino acids. NCBI's taxonomy places the organism in Eukaryota, Metazoa, Chordata, Actinopteri, Clupeiformes, Engraulidae. The record is from RefSeq and is a predicted model, not a curated record. Gene Ontology annotation, cellular component: cytosol. Gene Ontology annotation, biological process: ubiquitin-dependent protein catabolic process.
UCGCCAAUCGGAAAUUAGUUCUUCUGUCACAUGACCAAACACGGAAACGAGGCGUCAGAGACACAGCCGAUUGUUUUCCCAAUAACUGAUUUGUUAAAUUGCACAGUUUCCAAAGGGGCUAUGGCAACAACGGACUGGCACCUGUCGUUGAAAGUGGUGGACCAGCCCAAGCUUCUCUUUCAGUUCCCCGAAGCAGAACCAGGAGACGUUCCUCCCGGUGGCUACAGAAUCGCCACUUUGAAGCAACUGGUCGCGGCCCAACUGUCCGAAACCAUACCAGACCCAGAACUAAUAGAAUUUGUGCACUGCGGCCGCAAGCUGAAGGAUGAGCAGACUCUGGACUCCUACGGCAUCCUUUCCGGCUCCACGCUACACAUACUCAGGAAAUCCUGGGCGGAGCCUGCUGCCAAUUCAGAGCCGGUGAAUAAGGCCUCUUCUGCCAGAGAGUUCCGCUUGCUACACGCAGCUCUGCACUCCAAUGCAGUCUACAGAGACAGGCUCUUCAAGGUUCUGGCCAGCAAGGAGUCUCUGGACCAAAUCAUCAUGUCCACGCCUGGCCUGAGCUCAGAUGCAGUCGCUAUGGGUGUGCUUCAGGAUCGGGAUCUCUUCAUGCAGUUUGUGGACCCUGCCAUGCUAGACAGGUUGUCCCAGUCUCACCCUGCGCUGGUCCAUGCGGUGACUCUGGUUCUGGACUUCGUAUCGGGCAACAUGGCGGCUCAGGCUGGCACCAGCGCCGGCACCAGCACGGCCCGCAACGCCACCGGCAGCUCCUAUAGCGACAUGCCAGGUGGCUUCCUGUUUGAGGGCAUGUCAGAUGAUGAUGACGACUUCCAGUCGGGUGGUCAGGGAGGCAGCUCCAGGAGGCCUGGCGGCUCAGGGCUGCGUCCAGCCAGCUUAGCCCACACAGGAGCCACCGGACCCAGGCCCAUCACCCAGGCCGAGCUGGCCACCGCCCUGGCCCUCGCUAGCACGCCCGAGAGCAGUGCCGUCACACCCACCACGGGACAGUCCGAGGGUUCGUCGGGCGGAACAUCACGAGCAGCCGGAACCCCCGUGACCUCCGACCUCUUCAGCCAGGCUCUGCAGCAGGCCCUCCAGGCAUCCAGCAUGCCCAGCACUGCACCACAGCCGGGCCGCUGGCAAUCCCAAAUGCAGCAGCUGAGGGACAUGGGCAUCCAGGACGAGGAGCUAAUGCUACGUGCGCUACAGGCCACCAACGGAGACAUCCAGGCCGCCCUAGAGCUCAUCUUCGCUGGAGGAGCAGGCCUCUGAGGAGCCCAUGUGAUGGGGGAUAGGGGGGGGUAGAUGGGGUUAGUAUUGUUGCUGGGUGGGGUAUUACAAGCAGAGUUGUACGAAGUAGAAGUACUCUUUCAAAUGUAAUACCAACCAGGGCUCUAAAUUAAUGUUUUUCAUUACCAGCCAGGGGUCCGUAUCUCGAAAGCGUCUUUGCUAACGACGGUAGCAACGUCCUUCGUAAGAGCGACUCAACUCCCUCUCAACAGCGACGCUCACCACUAAAUCCAAGGGAACGAUAAGACGGUCUUAAGACGGUCGUAGACGGUUAGCAAUGACAAGAAUCGAGAAACGGACCCCAGAAUGGCUAGUCGAUGCUGAUCUUGGGUAGGGUCAAAGCGACUAGUAAGUUGUCUUUUCUAUCAGCCAAACUGAAAAUGUUCCAACAUUUGGCCGGUUGGCAGUUGUUCAUUUAGAGCCCUUAUUACAACACAAGUAGUAUGAUAUUACCUGGUUUCAACUUUGUGAUAUCAUACUACGGAUGCUGUGAUUACAUCUGUAAGACUGCUACUUUAUACAACUCUGUUUACAAGUCUAAAUGGGUGGAGUGGGGAGGGGUGUUGAAACACAAACAAAGAGGAUACAUAAAAAAAGAGCUAAAUGUCGAUGACUAUGACAACAGUUAAGAUAAAAGAUAAGUAAAAAGAGAGAAAUGACAAUGACUUUGACAACAGUUACUUGAAGCACACUAGGACUCAAAGCCUUAAGACCUCUCAUUCUUUUUAAUGGAUAUUUUCUUUCCCCCCCUCUCCCUCUCUCCCUAAAAUUUCCCGACCAAAGGAGGUCUCAUAGUACAAGGGCUGUAUUUGAUUGUUUGGAUCUUUUUGUGGUUUUAGUAGACUUUGAAGUAAUAAAUGGUUCAUACAAUAAUG